AUGUUGUCCGAGCUUUCAGAACAAACUUUGCUGAAGAACAUACCUCCUGAAGGUUUUCCGGCCGAAAUCACCUACACCGACGGACGCGUCGCAUCUCUCCAUCCCAGAACUCACGAAUACAUCACUUCUCCCAACUCUCCUUUCAUUUCCCUUCCACCAUUUGGCUCUACGAGGGAUCUGUAUCGGCGUGAAGAUGGCUUCUACGGAGUAGAGGACCCCGCCCUUUGGCCACAACCAUUCAACCGCGCCAACGCCUACCUUCCAUGUAUUCCCUGUCGGCCUACAGCACAAAACCAUCCUUACUUUGAUGAGUCCUGUAUAUGGGGAAAGAUAUCGACGGAAUCGAUGGAGUACAUUGACAGGAAUCGAAGGGAGGGUGUGCUGCAGCCAGCGAUAUCGGCACCGUUCGAACAUGUCGUCAAGCAUUUGCGUACUCGAACAGAAGCGUACCGAGGCUCAACUCGAAAGGAUCACGACUUCUUGGCCCUACUUACUGAAUUUGACAACAACCUUACAGUGUGCCUAACGCGUAUAUCCCGUUCUCCCAUGUCAUUGCGAGACAUUCGCCGAGGGGUUGCUGAACUCCAGCGAAGUUGGUUGUAUUCUGUGGCUGUCUUGGAUUACAUGGAGAAGUUCAGGAGUCGCACAUUGGGGAAGCAUGAACGCGAGCACGCUGAGUUCGGGAACCGUAUCAGCGCAUUCGUUUGGAAUGAUCGCGACGCGUUGGAACUAUGA
Messenger RNA from Marasmius oreades (fairy-ring Marasmius), 735 nucleotides. RefSeq lists its product as uncharacterized. NCBI's taxonomy places the organism in Eukaryota, Fungi, Basidiomycota, Agaricomycetes, Agaricales, Marasmiaceae. The transcript is spliced from 2 exons. Bases 1 to 735 code for a protein of 244 amino acids. The record is from RefSeq and is a predicted model, not a curated record.